AUGAGGGGAGGAGGAGGCGCGCGCCGCACCUGCCCAGCGGCCCCCAACGGAUUCGCGGCCGCAAGCGGCCGCGCCCCUCUGCGCCUGCGCCGGGCCCCCGCCAGCGCCCCCUGCCGGCCUCUCCGCUCCUGUCGGGCAGCGCAAGGACGUACACCGAGCGAGGAAAGGACCAAUGGAAGGGCAUCUGCCAAAUGUCGCUCCCAAUCAGAGCGCUCGCCUCCCCACGCCGGGCCCGUGACGGGGCUAGGGAGGAGGCCCCUUGUUCUAAUGGGCUGCGGCCGGGGACGGCGGAGGCGGGCGCCGGAGAGGCGUGAUUGGUUCCCAGGCCAACGGCGGCGGCGCUGCGGGCGCGCGGCCCGUACUACGAGUCCCGUGAGCCCCCGGGAGGCGCCCUCGGAGGCGGAGGCGGCGGGGAGCGGGAUGCGGGGCUGGGGCGACCCCGGAGGGGCGUUGCGGGCGCUGCGAGGGCGGGUGGCGAGCGGCGGCGGCGGCGGCAUGGCGGCCCUGGCCGAGGAGGCGAAGCGGCGGGCCGCCUGGGCCGCCGUCGAGGCCCACGUGCAGAAUAACCACAUCCUUGGAAUUGGAAGUGGCUCUACAAUAGUUCAUGCUGUAAAUCGGUUGGCAGCAAGAGUGAAGCAAGAGAAUCUCAACAUUACUUGUAUACCUACAUCUUUUCAGGCACGCCAAUUGAUUCUGCAGAAUGGCUUAACCUUAAGUGACCUGGAUCAACACCCUGAGCUGGAUGUUGCCAUUGAUGGAGCCGAUGAAGUUGAUGGGGAUCUCAAUCUUAUCAAAGGAGGAGGGGGCUGCCUGACUCAGGAGAAGAUCGUUGCUGGCUAUGCAAAAUGCUUAAUUAUUAUUGCUGAUUAUAGAAAGAAGUCUAAAAGCCUUGGAGAGCACUGGAAGAAAGGGAUCCCUAUAGAGGUCAUCCCUAUGGCUUACAGACCAGUUACCAGGGCCCUGACCCAAAGGUUUGGGGGUGAAGCUGAACUGAGGAUGGCUGUCAACAAAGCUGGUCCAGUGGUGACGGACAAUGGGAAUUUUCUGUUGGAUUGGAAAUUUGAUAAAGUUCACAAAUGGAACAAUGUGAACAUGGCAAUCAAGAUGAUACCAGGAGUGGUGGAAACAGGCCUCUUUAUCGACAUGGCAGAGCGAGUUUACUUUGGUAUGGAAGAUGGCUCAGUCAGCAUCCAUGAGAAGCCAGCCCACUGACCAGCCCUCAUACACCUGGCCUUUACUUGAUAAUCAU
Messenger RNA from Euleptes europaea (tarantolino), 1249 nucleotides. RefSeq names its product ribose 5-phosphate isomerase A (gene RPIA). The record is from RefSeq and is a predicted model, not a curated record. The transcript is spliced from 10 exons. NCBI's taxonomy places the organism in Eukaryota, Metazoa, Chordata, Lepidosauria, Squamata, Sphaerodactylidae. Gene Ontology annotation, cellular component: intracellular membrane-bounded organelle. Bases 1 to 1212 code for a protein of 403 amino acids. Gene Ontology annotation, biological process: D-ribose metabolic process; pentose-phosphate shunt, non-oxidative branch. Gene Ontology annotation, molecular function: ribose-5-phosphate isomerase activity.